CCCGGCCGGCUGAAGAAACCCGCCGCUUGUCACCGCCGGACCGUCUGCGUGGGAUGGGGCGGGCUCGCCGCAACGGGAGAGCAGGCCCCUCGGCGCGGGCUCCGUCCGCCCAGGCGUAAGCGGGGAAGAGAAAAUGGAAGGCAACAGCUCCCUUCGCAUUCAACGUUGGUCUACGAGACACGUGGCCAAGUGGCUGAAGCAAGAAGGCUUUUGUGAGUAUGUGGAGAUUUUGUGUGAUAGACACCGGCUGGAUGGCAUCACGCUUUUGACUCUGACAGAAUAUGACUUGCGGUCCCCUCCCUUGGAGAUCAAGGUUUUGGGGGACAUCAAGCGCCUGAUGCUGUCCAUACGGAAACUGCAGAAGCAUCACGUGGAGAUUUUGGAGGAGCUGGGCUACAGCAGCGAGACCCCCAUCGGGUCCCUGUCCCCCGUGAUUGGCUGCGUCCAAGGAAGGGAAUGGUUUUGCAAUGGCGAAGUGCAGCGGGACUGCGAUGACUGUGAACCUGUGUCUGAGCUGAGCGCUGAGCAGUAUCAGUACACCAACGGGAAAGGCAAGCAUUCUCCGAGGACACUGAACCCCGAAUAUUGGAAGACGGCCUUGAGCUGCAUAUAUGUCUUCAUUGUGUUUGGCUUCACCUCCUUCGUCAUGGUCAUCGUGCAUGAGCGAGUACCCGAUAUGCAGACCUACCCACCGCUACCGGACAUAUUCCUGGACAGUGUCCCUAGAAUCCCGUGGGCUUUUGCCAUGACUGAAGUAUGUGGAGUGAUCCUCUGCUACAUCUGGUUGCUGGUUCUCCUCCUUCACAGGCACAGAUCUAUCCUUUUGCGACGACUAUGCAGCCUGAUGGGAACUGUGUUCUUGUUACGUUGUGUAACCAUGUUUGUGACCUCACUGUCGGUGCCAGGACAACAUUUGCAGUGUUCUGGAAAGUUAUAUGGCAAUGUGUGGGCAAAACUUCAGCGAGCCUUUGCUAUUUGGAGUGGAUUUGGCAUGACGUUAACAGGAGUACACACCUGUGGAGACUAUAUGUUCAGUGGCCAUACUGUUGUCCUGACUAUGCUGAACUUUUUUGUUACUGAAUAUACCCCAAGAAGCUGGAACUUUUUGCACACGUUGUCUUGGGUGCUGAAUCUGUUUGGGAUCUUCUUCAUUUUGGCUGCUCACGAACACUACUCCAUCGAUGUCUUCAUUGCCUUCUACAUCACUACGAGACUCUUUCUGUACUAUCACACGCUGGCGAACACAAGAGCCUAUCAGCAAAGCCGGAGAGCCAGGAUCUGGUUUCCCAUGUUUUCCUUUUUUGAAUGCAAUGUCAACGGUACAGUCCCAAAUGAAUAUUGCUGGCCCUUUUCAAAGCCAACCAUAUUGAAAAGGUUAAUCGGCUAAAGAAUACCCAGCUUAAUUCACAUCUUCUGAAGUACUUGCAACUAACCUUCUUCAAGAAAUGUUGGGCAGGAAGGGUUGUUUUCACCCACAGCCUCUCUCUCCUCUGGCCUUCUUCAUCCUCUCCUAGCUUAUAAGGUUCAGAGGAGACACAUUGCCAUUUUUUUAAAACAACACCACCACCAACAGCAAUAUUCAGGCAAAGUUGUUAAGCUGUAACGAAGUUCUGCAUGGAUGUGGUGAGGUGAGAUGGCCGGUUCAGCAAAUCUUAUAGCUUUCUUGUUGGGAGGAUCUUAAAUUGAUCUUGGCUGCAGGAAUAACUUCAGAUCCAGGUACCACCUAAGCAGCUUUGGACCUGUUUGCACAUCACGGGUAACCAUAAAUAGCUGAGUAUUGACUUUCUGGUUUGCACCCUUAUAGAUGGCCCUUGACUUUGGGGUUGAUUCUGCUUGUGACUUAUUAAGCCAUUUUGAAUGGUAGACACACGGUUCGAAGGCAAGACUUACAGUCCAGAUGGAACUAAUAGUAGCAAUCUAAGAACCGCUUACGUCCUGCUGUUGAACAGUAUGUUUCAACAUGAAAAAAUGGCGAACAAGCGAGCGAUGGAAACUGCCUUGGUCAGGUUGCUUGUGGAAAGCAAUAACUCGUGCAGGUAGGGCUCUGUAGGUGCAUUCGUGCUUAACUAUGUAAUGCUUAAAUGUGAUGUGCAAGCACGUAUGUUGUACCUUGGACAAAUACGAAUACUGACAAAAAUGGUCAUAGUCAUUCAGUAAUUGGCUCUCAGUAUUUAUUUUAGCAAAUAAAUAAGUUGGGGAACAUUCACCCAGGGACAUAGGUUUUCCCAAAGCCUUCAGUAUGAAAAAUAUACUGUGUAUUAAUAAAAGGGGCAAACUUAGCAUUUCUGGUGAACGAUGCUAAAACUCUGAACAGGCUUGACUGAUUUAAGAUAAAGAAAUUAAUGCCAUUGUGUCCUCCGGCGGUCCCGAGUGUUUACAUUUCAUUAAACCGGUAAGAAAUACAUGAGAAAUGAGGUUGGUUGAGAUUUUGUGCCACAACUCUUUCAAGUGCAGUAUUAAACACUUAUUUAAAUCCGUGCAUGCUUUUUACACAUUGACGUUUAGGGGUAGUAAUCCUGUUAAAUUGGGAGACAAGCUAAUAAGUUGAAUAAAGGCAUGUGGGCAUCUUCAUGGAGUUUUGCUUGAAGCACAUGGGUGAUGCACUGAACUCUGGUUUGGGAUAGAAGCCCAUUUUCCCUCCCCUUCACUGGUAGUCUUCAAAAAUAUCCAACACUGAAAAAGUUGAAAUUUAAUUAGCUACUUGAGAAAUUUCUGAGAUGCUUCUUGGUGGAAGUUAAGUGAUGGAAGUUUGGUGGUUUCAGUCACUGACACUUUUUUUGAUGAAUGGACCGAUGGACGAAAGUAUGGCGGCUGAUUCUUGGCGGCCGUUUAUUCUUUUCCCGCGCGGCCGCCAUUUUGGCACUUGGAGCUCCUGGCAACCCUCCUUAUUUUUUCUCUCUCUGAAACCUACCUUUCAUAAAAGUUACUCAGAUUUGUUCUUGAUCUUUUAAACCAUCCACUCAGUUUAAAGCUGAGAGUCCCAAUAGCCUAAAAAUGGGGAUGGUUUUGUGUAUUACAAGAAGUUCAGGGUAGGUACAAUGUCUCCCCCCCCCCCAAAAAAAGGACCAGUUAUUUUAAAUCUGGAAUGCAAGGUUUGUCUCUUCCAUUGUACAAAUUAAUAUGUCACUGUUCGAAGUUGUCCGCAGCUGGAUGUGCAUAAGGGUUAUUUGUAAUCCGUUUCUAAUUUAGAUUUUUAAACUUGACAGUUUUGAAAGUUGUGGUCAAGUCAGUUAUAUAGUCUUAGUAACUUCAUAGAGGGCGAGUGAGUUUCACUGACUCAAAGUAGUCCAUCUGUCUUUUGCUUUGAAUACUUUUUCAACUAACCAACACUGAAUUUUCUGGUGGCGCUCAGAUGACUCGACAUAGCCCAGUUGCAACCUUUACCCAGUGCUUUCUCCUGAUAUCUAAAUUAGCCCAGUCUCACAAACAGAGAACUUUUUCCAGAACUGUGAAUUGGCAGGUAAGAGAUCGCAAACUCACUUUUGAUGUUGUGCUCUGAGAGAUUAAUUUCAGAGAUUAAUAUUAGGAGGCAUAAAAAUGCAGAGCUUCACUUUGAAUUUCAAGAAAUCUUAUCAAAAAAAUAUACUGUAAUAAUCUUAAGAGCACCUAAAAGAUUAUUAACCUAUACCUUAAAAGUAUUUUCACCCCAGAACAUUGUAAAUAUUUCUAGCAAUAUUUAAUAUUGCCCCACUAAUACAGUAUUCACGUAAAGGUCUUCUUUGGUGUCAUUUCAAGGUGAAGUGAAACCGAAUCCUUGAAGAGAAAGAAUUGCCUUUUUUUCACAAAUUCCAGAAUGUUCCGGAGAAUGCAUUGAAACCAAAUUUUUUCUAUAAAACGAUUUUCAUGCGCAUUGGCCUUUAAUUUGCAUAAAAGAAUUAAGCAGGGAGGUCAUCUCCCAAUAUAUUGAAAUAUAGCAUGAGGUGUGUUCUUUUUUUAAAAUUAGAAAUACAGAAGCAGUUGUUUCUAUCAGCUGAAGUGGCAGGUUUUUACGGUAGCAGCCCAUGGAGGUGAACAAUAAAACAGGCAGUUUGUUGCAUUUUGAAGGCAACAAUAUUCUACCUUGGGUUUGGCCUAGCAGGAAAAAUUAAAAUGAUUUUUUUCUUCACCCCGUUCACGCUUUCGACGCGCUUUCAGUGUUUACCUCAUUUUUCCUCGAUAGCAAACGUACAAAAUGAGUCUUUUUCGAAGUGUGUGUUUUGUCGGCUGUUUAAAAACAAAUCUCAGUAAAAUGCGACAGUGAAUGCCGGAUAGGAAGCAGCCAGUCCCUCAGUUUACAGAUGCCUUUGUUCAGGGAGUAGGGCUUUGUCCAUCAAAAGUAUUCUCAAGUUUACAGGCCCAGGUCCGCAGUAUUAUAUGUCUGGAAACGAGGCAACAGAAGUGGCGAUCUGGGAACAAACGUACAGGAGCACAACUGAAUGACCCUCUGUAGAAGGAGCUUCGAUGAUCCUUCUCUAGCUGGGCCAUGCCAUUUCAAUCUUCAUCAGCGGCUUCCUUGAUGGGACACUUCCCCAUUGAGAGAAAACCAUACAGAGCAGGCAACUUUAAGACUUGUGGACUUCAACCAGCAAAACUGGCUGAGGAACUCUGGGAGUUCAAGUCCACCAGUCUUAAAGUUGCUAAGGUUGGAGACCCCUGGUUCAGAGAAUUUGGCUUCUUGAAGUCUUAACUAAUCUGUUGCUCCUAACCUGACCGACGGGCAACUUUGAAAUAAUUUCUCAUUUUCAUUAUAAUUGUAUUUGCACUUUGGAUUCUUACUAAAAAAAAAAAAAAAUUAGUCGUUCUAUGAAUUUGUAGUCUGGAAACAUCUCAUCUUAAAAUUAAUCCCACCUCAGUUCAUUUUGAGGCUGCGUUUCGAACGGAUUUCCUCAAGUUGUUCCAAACUGUAACACAUUUGUUACACUGUGGAUGUCUCCUGUUUGAAACAUCAGAUUUGAUGGUUAACUUUUAACUUUAAGAGGAGCAAUAUUUACGACGAUGUUACCAUUGGUUUCGUUUAAUUUUUCCAAGCAGGAUUCUCUUUAUUUGGCCUUUUUGUUCAUACUCCGAGUAGAAAAGUAGUAAGGGUAAGACUGACAAUUUCAAAAUCUGGCACGUGUCAUUUUGUAAAUCGGGAAUACCUCAUGAACUUUAAAUGAUGUCAGUCGGCAGUAACUUUGUAUUAGACUAAGGCCCUUGGUUCAGUAGUUAAGGUUUUCCUGCUGUUCUCUCCAUCCGUUAUCUAGUCUGUUAAGAACUGUGAUAUAUUCUGCUAUUGUCCCAGCACUUGACAGAUAUUUAAUUAAAUUAAUAUUGGCAUAUUCUCAUUAUGCCGUCAGCAGUUUCUGUGAAUUUCGGAGUAUCUGUGUAGCCAUUCUGGGAUUCCCUUUCUUUCCGCUUCCUAAGAGUAACUUUAAGUAAUGGUAGACAUCUGUUCUCAUUGCCCACCAAAGCAAAGAGUAUCUGUGACCACAAAGCUGGCUGCCAUGUGUUGAAUUGGGCAGGGAUGUCUUGCUAUGAGUUAGGAGGAAGAAAAUGGGGAUGUUAAGAACCUAAAAACACAUGUAUUUCUCAGGAGGAAAUUUGCAAGUUAUCUUGGCCCUACUCUCUGAUUUAUAUUUGUUCUGAUUUGCUAAAUUUGGACUAAAUUCUAAGUCCAACACAGGAUUAUCACUUGACCAUCUGAUUAAAACCAAGUUUUUACAGACCAAAACAUUUCACUGCUAUCGUGGUGGAGGGUUCUCUUUCAGUCACAAGUGGCCUCACUUGGCUUGAGGUUAUCUGACCAUAAAACAAGGAACUGUACACUUCUGCAGCUCUUGUUUCCUUAGUUAGAGGCUAAACGUAGUUACUGUUUUGCUGAACAAAACCAAAGCAAGGGAAUAGUAACCGGGCUAAAGUUGUUGACUUUGAUAUAUGGCACAGACAUUUUGAUUUUGAUUUCCCCCCCUCCUCUCCCUAAAACACGGUAAUGUUUGAAGACUUGAAUAUUCCUUUUACGUAAUGGUUUGAAGCACAGAUGUUGUGUAAGUAAAGAUGGAAUUAGUUCCAACAUGAACAUGGAUUUAAUUUAUAUUGUUUUGUAUGUUUUGUGUUAAACUAUUGAAGCAUUCAAUAAAAUCUGACAGUUAACUAAA
Messenger RNA from Pantherophis guttatus, 6113 nucleotides. RefSeq names its product sterile alpha motif domain containing 8 (gene SAMD8). Gene Ontology annotation, cellular component: endoplasmic reticulum membrane; Golgi membrane; plasma membrane. Gene Ontology annotation, molecular function: sphingomyelin synthase activity; protein binding; ceramide cholinephosphotransferase activity. Gene Ontology annotation, biological process: ceramide biosynthetic process. Lineage: Eukaryota; Metazoa; Chordata; Lepidosauria; Squamata; Colubridae. The record is from RefSeq and is a predicted model, not a curated record.